AUGGAGAUAUUACACAAAUUUAAACAACACGGAUAUUUCACGGCUGAACUUUACCAUUUAUUGUCUAAGAAAAAAUUGGUGGAGCCAUUUGAUGAGAUUACUCCAUCUGAAUAUGAAAGGGAGAUGAAGAUGACAACUGCGCAGCGCUUGCAACGUUUAAACAACAUUGUUAUAGAUAAUAUCGUGCACUGUGGUAACAAAACUUGCAAGAUCGUUCUAUCUUUCACACCUCGAUUGAUCGUUUUCCAGAAUUUUAAGCCAAAUGAAAAAAUCGUGGCAAAAUUCUCAGUGAAGAAUAUAAGCAAGAGUCCAACAUAUUUGAAUAUGGUAUGUAAGGAGUCGUCUUAUUUUUCUGUACAACCAUCGGGAGGACAGUUGCUAUCCCGCCUGGCCCCCGGGAUCAGCGUCACUUUUGCAGUUACAUUUAAACCUGUACAGUAUGAAGAUUAUACGCAUAGAGUCACAUUUUAUACUGGUAUAGACCAGUAUGUGGUACCAUUAAUUGCCAUGGGACCCAGGCCCGUAUUUGACAUACCUGAUCAUGUCAGUAUACCAAAGACACCAUUGAAAAUUGAAAGUCAUGCAGUUUUAGGAAUUCACAAUGUAGGAAUGGUACCAGCGGGUUUCACUUUGAACACAAAAUGUCCGUUCUCUGUUCAUCCAAAAUCUGCUUACUUAAAUCCAAAGCAAAAAAUUAAUAUUCGCGUGGGAUUUAAAACAAUGCAUUUAGGUGAAACUCAGGGAAUUAUGAAUGCUGCUUUUGAAACUGGUGAAAAUUUUCGUAUUAAACUGUCAGGCUCUACAUAUAUUGUAAGUAUAGAGUUGGAAAAACAAGUGGUACGAUUUCUCGACACUUAUAACACAAUGGCGAGGCAACAGAUUUUGAGGAGAAAG
This is a messenger RNA of Brenthis ino (lesser marbled fritillary), 894 nucleotides long. The record is from the annotation of a GenBank genome assembly. NCBI's taxonomy places the organism in Eukaryota, Metazoa, Arthropoda, Insecta, Lepidoptera, Nymphalidae.